AUGCAGACCCACUGUGAUUCCAUCUCCGAUUUGCUUGGCAAUAUCCCAAGCAGCAGCAUGGCAGUCACCCUGCACCGUUGGUCCGGGGGUAUUGGAAAAACAACUUUCACUCAACACCUCUAUAAUGAUGCAAGGCUGUAUAGUGAUACUGGGGGUGAAAAUUAUUUUGAAGUCAGGGUCUGGGUAUGUGUAUCGACUGAAUUCGAUGUGCUUAAGCUCACCAGGGAGAUCCUUGGCUGCAUACCUGAACAAGAAGGAAUCAACGGUGUUGCAAAUGAAACAACCAAUUUAGACCAGCUUCAGAAAUCCAUAGCACACCGUCUCAAGUCCAAAAGGUUUCUAAUUGUCUUGGAUGAUAUAUGGAAAUGUGACGGUCAGGAUCAGUGGAAGACCCUGCUAGCUCCGUUCACAAAGGGGGAAACCAAAGGAAGCAUGGUAAUUGUCACAACUCGAUUCCCAAAGGUAGCAGACAUGGUGAAAACACUUGAUCCACUAGAGCUGCGAGGUUUGGAGUCUAAUGACUUCUUCACAUUCUUUGAAGCAUGUAUAUUUGGUGAUCACAAGCCUGAGCAUUACGAAUAUGAGUUAGCUGAUAUUGCAGGAAAAAUUGCAAAUAAGCUAAAGGGUUCCCCACUAGCAGCCAAAACAGUUGGUGGACUAUUGCGCAAGGACCUAUCUCAGGAACAUUGGAAUGAAGUUCUUAAAAAACAUGAGUGGCUGAAGCAGCAAAAUAAUGAUGAGAUCAUGCCAUCUUUAAAAAUUAGCUACGAUUAG
Molecule: messenger RNA, 774 nt
Organism: Aegilops tauschii subsp. strangulata
Lineage: Eukaryota; Viridiplantae; Streptophyta; Magnoliopsida; Poales; Poaceae
Source: RefSeq, a predicted model, not a curated record